CGCUACCCGGUGCAUGGGUUUUUCCAGGAGCCGCCGGCAAGGGGGCUACGAGGAAGCUCUUUAGAGCGUAGCCGGAAAGGAGAAGGUGGGGCGAGUCUGGAGAAAAGGCCCCCGCCCCCCCUUACGGCCCCGCGGCAGUUAGGCCCUCGCAGCGGAGGGUUGAGACUACAGACAUCCCGCCAGAAUGAUUUCUGCAAAGCCCAGACUUGUCGUACCUUAUGGCCUCAAGACUCUGCUUGAGGGAGUCAGCAGAGCCAUACUCAAAACCAAUCCAACAAACAUCACCCAGUUUGCAGCAGUUUAUUUCAAAGAACUUACUGUGUUUAGAGAAGGAAAUAAUUCUCUGGAUAUAAAAGAUCUUGUUAAACAAUUUCAUCAGAUUAAAGUGGAGAAGUGGUCAGAAGAAACAGCACAAGAGAAGAAACCAGUAUGUGUGAAAGAGCCAGAAAGAACAUCUACAGUUUCCCAAGAACCUAAACGGAUGGAAAAAUCUACGGACACAGAGGAGGACAACAUAACUGCACCGCAGUUUAGCAACAAAACCACGCAGUUCCCGUCAGUUCAUGUUGAGCUGCUCUCAGAGCCUGAGGACGCCCCUGAAGUGGCUCGUGCUCCUUCGAAACCGACCGCCCCUGAGAAUGCCACCCCGCCCUCAUCGCCGUCGCCAGCAGCUGUCUCAUCCGAGCUGGCCUAUGUCCCUGCUGACCCAGCUCAGUUUGCUGCGCAGAUGUUAGGUAAUGUUUCCUCGGUUCAUUCGGAUCACUCUGAAGUUUUAAUAGUGGACGUGGCAACAAGUAUGCCCGUUUUUCCCGAGGAGAUGCUGAGCUCAGAGGCUGCUGAAGAGGGUGUGGUGGCCACUCCUGUGCCUUCUGGGGAGAUGGCAGCAGUGCAGGUUCUGAGCGGGACACCUGUCCACGGAGAUUUGGGUUCUAAACCUACAGACCGUAGGGCUGAACCACCGAUGGCGUCCUCAUUCCCCUUGCAGGAUGAACAAGAACCUCCUGCUUACGAUCAAGCUCCUCAGGUCCCUUUGCAGGCUGCUACUGAGGUGACAUCCACCACGCACACAGCAGCUAUCUAUAAAGAUGAGCCUGUGAUCGAAGGAGUUACUAAUGUUGAGCAAAUACUGGAGCAAACAGCUACCCCCUUUUCUGAUCAUGUUGCUCGUCUUAAAGGAAAUGAGCAGUCACUACCCCUUAGUCCCAUACUUGUAGUAGGCAAGACAGCCUCAGACGUGUCUGAAAAAUCUGUGGGUUCUGCAAACUUUGUGCAGUUGGAGAGUGCAAAAUAUGACUCCUCAGUACAUGUGGAGGCAGACGGCUCUGCCACGACAGUGAGCUCUGAAAAAUCUGUGCACCUUGAAGUGGACAUUUUUGCGCUGGCCCCUGGCAGUGCUGGGCAGCAGGACUCAGGGGAAAACCGUGCGUCCCAGGAGACGGAGGCCAAACCCGCGCUCUCAGGGGAAGCUGCACAAGUAGUGCGCUCAGCAAUAGCAGCAAGCGAAGCAGGACAACCACCACCAUAUUCUAACAUGUGGACCCUUUAUUGUCUAACUGAUAUGAGUCAACAAAGUCGCCCAUCACCACCACCUGCACCUGGGCCUUUCCCCCAAGCAACCCUCUAUUUACCUAAUUCUAAGGAUCCACAGUUUCUGCAGCAUCCACCAAAAGUUACUUCUCCAACUUACGUGAUGAUGGAUGACAGCAAGAAGACCAGUGCCCCGCCUUUUAUUUUAGUGGGCUCAAAUGUUCAGGAAGCACAGGAUUGGAAGCCUGUUCCUGGACACGCUGUUUCCCAGUCAGAUGCUUUGAAGAGAUACGCUGCAGUGCAAGUACCCAUUGUUGUUCCUACAGAUCAGAAAUACCAGAAACACACCCCCAAUCCUCAGAAUGCUAAUCCUCCUACAAAUGGACAAGAUGUCCCCAGACCACAAAGUCCAGUUUUUCUUUCUGUUGCUUUCCCAGUAGAAGAUGUAGCCAAAAAAGGUUCAGGAGUUGGUGACAAACGUACUCCCUGUGGAAGUUACAGUAUUGUUGGAGAAAUAACUGUGACUACUGCCAAUGUUCGCAGAGCAGAAACUUAAAACUGGCAGGUAAAUUCUCUUCCCAUGAUAUGUGGGCCUGAACACACUUGAGUUUUCAAGCAGGCUGAUCUGUUGACCUAGAGACUGAGGUAUUCUAAGACACUGAAUUGAGACACGCAGUGAGCUGGGGGUGCGCCCGGAUCCGACGUGGUGAUUGCCCCCACCUCCCUUACCACGUUACUACUCAGCGCACGGCAGGCGCACUGUGCUGCAGUGACGCACACCAAGCGUCCGGUGCCUAAAACACAUACCAAGCAACCAACUCAGCUAACUGAAAACCUGGCGCUGUGUUUAGCCCUGUAGAAGAUGCCAAAGGGAUGGAUUAACAUAAAGACAAGACAUAGUCUCGUGGGAAUUUUAUAGUCUAGUUGGCAGGUUUAAGGGGCGGGGAGGACAAGGUGAGAGAUUAUAUAUGGAGCACCCAGUCAAUGCGGUAAGUCUGCUCCCUUGCACAGUGAAUACUUACAGCAGAAUGGAUAGGUUGGAAACACAUUCAUGAGCUAAAGGGACAAGUGGUGUUAACCAUAGAUAAGAUCGUUUUUAUCACUCACAAAUCAUUAAAAAAUUUUUAUUCAACCAGUACUUACUACCAUAUACAGCACUAGCCUCUCCUCCCCAACGUGUGUACGUACAGCAGAGCAAGCAAAACAUGCAGCCACACCUUAGAAAAGUAAAUGAUAUGUGAAGUUUUAGGAAGAAAACCAGUAGGUACUGAUCCAGGCCCUCUAUUAGAUGGGGGUUCAGGCACAGAUGUAAACUGACGUCUGCAUAAGAGAAGGAGCCCACAGACAGAGGCCAAGGGCAGGAAAGAGCAUGGGGCUUAAGACUCUGCAAGUUGGCCACAAGGAGACAGGCUGGGAGGAGCCGGGGAGAGCACAUACAGUGAAAUUAGAUGUGAAGAGGGGACCACGUAACUCAGGCCCCUGCCUCCCUAACGAGGAGACUGGGACUGAACGUUCAGUGGAGGAGCCAGAGACGGCAGCUGUACGUUUGACAGACAAAAGCUAGAUUUCAGUUUUAGGCAGGUUCAAGUAAGUACCACAGUUAGUUACCAUCUUAAGGAGACUUUUCAAAAUAUCUUAGGACUAUGAGUAUUUACCUACUCCUACCCUUUAGACUUUCAGUGGAACUGUCAAAAUGGCCGUUUUUGGCAUGAGGUGCUGGGAUAUUUUAGUGCACAGAUAACAUAGUUAAGAGCUUAGCAGAAGAGCAGGAGGACAGAACUUGCAUUUCUGAUCAUCCACUCAUUUUACAUGUUCAGCUUUAUGCUUAAACAAGUCACUAUUUACAUUAUUCCUAACAGGUGCCGAA
Molecule: messenger RNA, 3394 nt
Organism: Mesoplodon densirostris (Blainville's beaked whale)
Lineage: Eukaryota; Metazoa; Chordata; Mammalia; Artiodactyla; Ziphiidae
Gene: CABYR
Product: calcium binding tyrosine phosphorylation regulated
Exons: 5
Coding region: 185-2083 (632 amino acids)
Biological process (GO): sperm capacitation
Cellular component (GO): cytoplasm; sperm fibrous sheath
Molecular function (GO): calcium ion binding
Source: RefSeq, a predicted model, not a curated record